Messenger RNA from Metarhizium acridum CQMa 102, 609 nucleotides. RefSeq lists its product as uncharacterized. The record is from RefSeq and is a predicted model, not a curated record. Gene Ontology annotation, molecular function: oxidoreductase activity. Lineage: Eukaryota; Fungi; Ascomycota; Sordariomycetes; Hypocreales; Clavicipitaceae.
AUGCGCUACGGCGACGCCCUCGGCCCCUCGUCUAUGAUCGACAUUGAGCGCCACGGCGCAAUUCGUCUCGGCACCGCCCGCGAGCUACACACCGUCAGACGCAUCUUGGCCAUCAUCGGCCUCUACCCCGUCGGCUACUACGACCUCACGCCCGCCCGACUCCCCCAUGCACGCCGCCUGUUUCCGACCAAAAACAAGAGAAUCACUCUCCAAAGACUCCUUCAGAGUAUUCAUCUCAGUCCUCCGGCCAGAGCUCAUCAAGGACGCCGCCGUCGAGACCCUCGCCCUGGACCCCCUUUCCAGUUCACCCCAGAAUUCACGGCCAUCCUCGACAGGACGGAUUCGCAAAACGGCCGUCUCACACCCGCCCAGAGCACGCGCUUCGUCGCCGCCGCCUCCCUCCAUGACUACACGUCGCUCAAGGCGGCGCACUCCAUCCUCGCCGAUGUGGCGUGUUUUCCAUCUGCCCAUGUAAGCCACCUGACGCCCCCAGACGUUGGCCAUUGUUCCCGCCCAGGAGGCCAUGAGACGGGAGGGUCUGGAGGUCAAGGCCAGUAUCGAGGACGCGCCCCCCCCCCAGCCCCACGAGGAGAAAAUGCCCCAUCUUGA